This is a messenger RNA of Hypomesus transpacificus, 5381 nucleotides long. RefSeq names its product intraflagellar transport 140 homolog (Chlamydomonas) (gene ift140). The record is from RefSeq and is a predicted model, not a curated record. The transcript is spliced from 30 exons. Gene Ontology annotation, molecular function: protein binding. Bases 169 to 4560 code for a protein of 1463 amino acids. Gene Ontology annotation, cellular component: intraciliary transport particle A; ciliary basal body; axoneme. Gene Ontology annotation, biological process: intraciliary retrograde transport. NCBI's taxonomy places the organism in Eukaryota, Metazoa, Chordata, Actinopteri, Osmeriformes, Osmeridae.
GGUAACUGGAAGGGACGCUUAAGUUCCACCCAUACAGAGCAAGAGGUACAAAACACUAUACUAGACUAGAUAGCGAUUUUAACUGUAACAAUCCUAUGCUGUCAGGAGUAUUUGUCAGGUUUACGACGGCAGCAUUUAGGAAGCUCUUCAGAGCAGGGUAGCGGGGACAUGGCGGUGUACUUUGAUCACCGUAUUGAGGCCCCUGAGUCUAGCGGGGCCCCUUCCCAGGUAGCAUGGCACUCCACCCAGCCUGUACUGGCUGUGGCCUCCAACAGCCCCACCACCGGAGGCAACAUUGAUCUGUACCUUCAACAGGGGGAGUGUGUGAGCAGCUGUCAUGUGGAGCGUCCCUUCCAGCCCACGGUGCUGCGCUGGCACCCCACCAAGCCUGUGCUGGUGCUGGGCUGGGAGACGGGCGAGGUGCUGCUACUGCCUCACCCCUCGGGGGAGCAGACGUCCCUGCCCACCACACACACCGCCUGCAUCACCCUGCUGGAGUGGAGCAGCUCAGGCAGUCGCCUGGUCACUGGGGAUCAGAUGGGAGUUUUAGCGGUCUGGAAGAUGGACGCCAGAGGAAGACUGCAGGGAGGUCAUCUUGUGAAGCACGAAUACAGCAAACCUUUAACCUACUGCAUCUUCAGACCAGCUCCACCAGGAGAGGAUGUGGCGAUGCUGGCGAGAGCGGCGGUGAGCGGGGAUGAGAGCGCUCUGGACAUGUUCACCUGGAGGAAGGCUGGGAAGGGGGUCCCCCUCAAGAUGGGCCCUCAGGAGGGGCUGCUGUUCUACGUCAGCACGGCCGAUGGCAAGGUGCACUGUGUGGACGAGCGAGGCCGGAGCAGCCCCGUCCUCAGUGUGGAAGGCUCCAUCCAGAAGCUCUUCUAUCUGGAGAGGAGGGAUGUGCUGGGGGUUGUCACGGAGACACUGAUGCUGUCGCAGUACACUCUGGGACCUGAGGGGGGAGCCCAAGAGCUGAUGAAGGUCAAGCUAAGUGGAAAAAGUGGUCAAACCACAGACAUCGUCUGGACAGACAAUGGUCUGCUUAUCACAGCGACAGGGGAGCAGACAAUCAGGCUUUGGGACUUGGAGAGGGAUGAUAACUACGUCCUCUCUCUGGAUGAACGCCUUGGCUUUGAGAAAGGAGAGCUGCUCAACUGUGUCUCCUACUGUCCAGGCAAAGAGACCCUAGCUGCGGGCACAAACCGUGGGCGUAUUGCUCUGUGGAAGAUGCUGGUCCAGUCCAACGCCCGUAACGACAGCAGGACCCAGUGGAAACUGCAGACGCCCACUGAGCUGGAGGGCAGCAUCAGCCAGCUGCAGUGGGGCUCCAGCCUGGGGCUGCUAGCUGCCAGCAGUGAGAGCUCAGUUCAGAUCCUGUGUGAACAUGUGAUGUCGGCCCACUUUAGCCAGCAGGUGGCAGCGGUGCAGCUCACCCCCUCCCAGCUCAGCCUGACCCUGUUCAGCACGGCCACGCAGCUCACCCUGCGCUCAGACAUGCACAUCAGGGGCGUCUGCGUCACCAAGAACACCGUCACCGUGUGGAACGGGAAGCAGGUGACUGUCCACGAGACAGCCGAAGAUGUCCUGCGCAACACAGGGUCAUUCCAGUGUGAGUCCCAGGUCUUGGCCGUGCACGAUGAGAACAUCUACUCUGUGGAGCCCAACAGGGUGCAGGUCCGCACCCCUCAGGGAACAGUCAAGCAGCUGUUGGCUUUCUCUGAGGCGGAGGGUAACCCCAUCCUGCUCAGUGUGUGCCAGGCCUACCUGGUGGUGGGCACGGACACCGCCCACAUCAAAGUCUUCGAUCUGACCCGCAGGGAAGCGAAGGCUCACUGCAGUGCCAAGAACCUGGCGGAGCAGAUCCCCAACCUGGGGGCGCUGCGCUCCGUCAAGUGUAACGCCAACGGCAACCAAGUCAGCAUUCUAGUCACACAGGUGAAUGGGAGACCAGACAACAAGGUGUACUUCUAUGACGUGGAGAUGGACAUUGUCACAUACUUUGACUUUUUCACUGGCAGGCCACCAAGUGGGAUCUCCCAGGCUGAAGACAUGGAGAGACAUCAGUCCCAGGCCUCGGAGCUGAGUGGCCGGUGUCCUGUGACUCACUGCUGGGACGAGAGCGAGCCCCGCCUGUUUGUGUGUGAGACGGUUCCUGUGAACAGCUCCUCUCGCCAUGACGACACAGACGAGGUGGAUGUGCUGGUGGUGACGCUGUUCUGCACCCAGGAACAUGGCCUCCUCCUGCAGGACUCCUUCCCCAGGUCUGCCAGCCUGCAGGCCCUCCUGGCUCUGGAUGUGCCCUACUACUACUUCACAUGCAAGCCUGGUGAAAGAGAUCCAGAGGUGCAGGAAGUCCCUCCCUCGCCUCCCUCCUCCACCUCCCCAGCCCAGGCCCAGGCCCCCCCAGCUCCCCAGGCCCUCCACAUGGUGUCCAGACGAGCACUCCGGGACUUUGUGGGUCUGGAGGGCUGUGAGAAGGCCACCCGCGACGCCAUGCUCAGCUUCAGCUUCUACCUGACCAUCGGUGACAUGGAUGAGGCCUUCAAAUCCAUCAAGCUCAUCAAGAGCGAGGCGGUGUGGGAGAACAUGGCCAGAAUGUGUGUGAAGAACCGGCGCCUGGACGUGGCGCGGGUGUGCCUGGGGAACAUGGGCAACGCCAGGGCGGCACGGGCGCUGCGAGAGGCAGAGGCAGAGCCCGAGCUGGAGGCCAGGGUGGCAGUGCUCGCCGUGCAACUGGGCAUGCUGGAGGAUGCGGAGAAGCUGUACAAGAGCUGCCAGCGCUACGACCUCCUCAACAAGUUCUACCAGGCGUCUGGCCAAUGGCAGCAGGCGGUGGAGACGGCCGAGACUCAGGACCGCAUCCACCUGCGCACCACCUACUACAGCUACGCCAAGUACCUGGAGGCCGUGGGAGACAAGAACACGGCCCUCACCUACUAUGAGAAGUCAGACACUCACCGGUUUGAGGUGCCCCGCAUGCUCCUGGAUGACGCGCAGUCGCUGGAGAUCUACGUCAACAAGACCAAGGACAAGAGCAUCUAUAAGUGGUGGGCCCAGUACCUGGAGAGCCAAUCAGACAUGGAGUCAGCGCUGCGCUACUACGAGCACGCCCAGGACUACCUCUCUCUGGUCCGCGUGCACUGCUACCUGGGGAACAUUCAGAAGGCGUCCGAGAUAGCCAAUGAGACGGGGAACCGGGCGGCGUCGUACCACCUGGCUCGUCAGUACGAGAGUCAGGAUGAGAUCAAACAGUCCGUCCACUUCUACACACGAGCCCAGGCCUACAACAACGCCAUCCGCCUGUGCAAGGAGAACGGUGUGGACGACCAGCUAAUGAACCUGGCCCUCCUCAGUAACCCUGAGGACAUGAUGGAGGCUGCCUGCUACUACGAGGAGAAGGGCACUCACAUGGACCGUGCCGUCAUGCUCUACCACAAGGCUGGUCACUUCUCCAAGGCGCUAGAGCUGGCCUUCGCUACCCAGCAGUUCACAGCCCUGCAGCUCAUCGCUGAGGACCUGAAUGAAAACUCUGACCCCGCCUUGCUGGCGCGCUGCUCCGACUUCUUUAUCAAACACGCCCAGUACGAGAAGGCAGUGGAGCUCCUGGUGGCUGCCAAGAAGUUUCACGAGGCCCUGCAGCUGUGUUUGGACCAGAGCCUGACCAUCACAGAGGACCUGGCAGAGAGCAUGACCGUGUCACGGGACUCCAAAGACAUGUCCGAGGAGGCCCGCAAGGACCUGCUGGAGAGGAUAGCAAACUGCUGCAUGCGCCAGGGAAACUACCACCUGGCCACCAAGAAAUACACACAGGCCGGCAACAAGAUGAAGGCCAUGCGGGCUCUGCUGAAGUCAGGUGACACAGAGAAGAUUGUUUUCUUCGCCGGCGUGUCGCGUCAAAAGGAGAUAUACAUCAUGGCUGCCAACUACCUGCAGUCUCUGGACUGGCGGAAGGAUCCGGAAAUCAUGAAGAACAUCAUAGGGUUUUACACUAAAGGCAGGGCCCUUGACCUGCUGGCUGGCUUCUAUGAAGCCUGUGCCCAGGUGGAGAUCGAUGACUAUCAGAACUAUGAGAAGGCCCUGGGCGCUCUGACAGAAGCCUACAAGUGCCUGUCCAAAGCCAAGGGCCGCAGCCAGGAGGAGCAGGACGGCCGCAUGGCUGAGCUCCAGCACAAGAUCAACCUGGUCAAGAGGUUCGUCCAGGCACGCAGGCUGUAUGAGGAGGAUGCGGGUGAGGCGGUGAGGCUGUGCGAGGCCCUGCUGGAAGAGGGAGACCUGGACGCUGCGGUCAGGAUAGGAGACGCCUAUGGCUUCCUGGUGGAACACCACUGUCAGAAGGGCAACUUCCAGGUGGCCUAUCGCAAACUGGAGGAGCUCCAGAAGAUGCUGCCGUCUCUGAACAUCAGCUACUAUGUGAGCCAGGGCAGCCUGGAGGCCCUGCAGAGGGCGGUGGGUCUUCCCCUGGGGAAAGGAGCCCUGGCCGACCAUGGAGACCGCAGGGAUAGUGGGGGUGAGGAGGACGAGGUGGAGGAGGAUGAGACUCUGGAGUCACACCAAGGGGACUGAUCCACACCCUCUACACCUGUAGGCAGAGCACCUGACUGGGACAAAAGCUUGUACACGUUGAGGUCCAUGACCAAGUGGAUACAAGCAGCUCUAGAAACCACACAGAAGCUCCUAAUGGUGUCCUUGUUCUUCGACAGGGUCACCUUAUUCAGCUUGAUACAAGGGGCUUGACCUGCUUACACUCUGCUUCGAGAGAGGAUGAGUAGAACAAUGUAAUCAGUAGUUUAUAAUGUUAUCAUACUACUUAAAUCCAUUCAAAUACUCACAAAUAUCACUAAAAUUCAUUUAUCGACCUACUUACAUUUCAGAUGUUUUGAACACUUCUAAGCCUGUAUACCUUUAAGAUGAGAACAAAAAAUCGUAAUACCUCACACAAUUACUUAUUACAUUUCAAAGCUCCUAAAUUAAUGUAUUUUGCUGACACCAGUCUGCAGUUUGCCUUAUGCAGUAUGGUAUGCAGGAUAUUGCCUUUGGGGACAAAACAUUUGUAUCUGAAGCAUCUGUUUGGCUUUGUUCAUUCCUUACAGAACACAUGUAUUUUUCUAGUCAGUAAACCUAAAGAAAAGACAAUACAUAAAUUGUUAAGUCUUGAAUUUAAGGUGUACAAUGAAUAUAAAACAUUUGGAUAAAUAUUUAAAUAAAGAUUAUGCAGCUGUGUUUUACAUAGCUGUAAUACAUUUUAUACAUUUAUAUGAUAAUUUGUUUUUUUGGUGUGUUAGUGUUAAGAUUUUGUACAUGACCUUGGUGUUAUUAAAUCCCUGAGAUAUAUUUUUGUGAUCUGUAUAGUAUGUUGCUAUUUUAAAUAAACAGUUUAUACAUUG